Diatraea saccharalis (sugarcane borer) is the source of this 2253-nucleotide messenger RNA. The record is from the annotation of a GenBank genome assembly. NCBI's taxonomy places the organism in Eukaryota, Metazoa, Arthropoda, Insecta, Lepidoptera, Crambidae.
ACGGCUGACUACGUAAUUAAAUAAUAUUCAUAGUUAGUCUUAGUUUUGUGCUUAUCAAUUAAAAUGGAGGACUCAAAAAAUUCAAACCCUCGUUUUUUAAAUCAUUAUAUUACAGAAGAGGACGUGAAAAUUAUUGUGAAAAAAUGUGACUAUUCAAACGAUGACGUCACUAUAAAAUAUUAUACUAUCGAAAAUGCCAGUAGCAAAAUGUUGGGAUUUCUUGCGGAUUAUUGGAGACUCAAAGUUAUCGUUUCAUCAGAUACAAUUGAAGAGAAUGUCUUAUGUUUUUUUAUUAAAGCAGUGUCGAAAACAAAUGCAGCUAAAGCAAACAUGGUUAAGGAAUUGAAUCUAUUCAAGAAAGAAACAUUUUUUUAUAGUAUUCUUAAGGAAAAAAUGGUUGUGCCCGGUUUGAAACCUUGGAGUGCUAAAUUUGUAACAUCAUUAGAAGAGGCAAUGGUUCUAGAAGACUUAGACGCUUUGCAUUAUAAGAGUUGCAAUAAAUUCCUACGGUUUGACACACCUCACACACUACGUGCUCUAGAGACGUUGGCCAGAUUUCACGCCGCUUCAAUUGUACUUGAAAAUAAAAAAAGUAAAGUACUUGGACGCCCUUAUAUUCUACAAAACGAAUUCGAUCAGUUUUUAGAUAAAGGUGGAUACAAAGAAAAUGAUAUAUGGUUUCAACAAUGCAUGACCGGUGCUCUAGAUGCUGUCAAAUCAUUCUCGAAAUACGCUACUGAGAAAUAUAUAGAGAAGAUUGAAAACACGUGGUCCAAUAUAUGGAUAUCUGCGUUAUCGUUAAGUAACUUUUCUACUAAAUAUAAAAAUGUUAUUUGUCACCGCGAUCUGUGGAAUAAUAACAUUAUGUUCCAUUACAAAAAAAUCGGUGAUUCUCUUUUUCCCGAUGACUGCGUGAUAGUAGACUUUCAAGCUGUAUGUUGCCAACCACUUGCUGGAGAUGUUAUGGUCCUUUUAUAUUGUAAUUUAGAUCCUACAUUCAGAGAAGAAAGUAUGCCCAUGUUUCUGAAUCACUAUUACAAAGAGCUUAAAAUAAUAUUAGAGACUUGUAACAUUUUUAUAGACAACAUUAUCACUGAAAGACAAUUCCUGGAAUCCGCUGAAGAGCAAAGGCUAUGGGGCCUUAUAGUUUGUGCUUGCUUGAUACCACAAUUCUGGAUAGAUGACGAUUUAACAACGGAAACAUUCACUGACGCAGAUCAAUUCAAAGAUAUAAUGUCGAAAGAUAAAGGUGCUUUUAUUAAAAGUAUAAUGGAAGUCAACACUGACUACAGGGAGAAAGUUCUAGAAAUAUUUGAUGAGAUAGUAAUAAAAUAUUGCCUUCCACAACUAGACUAACGAUUCAAAGUACGAUAUAUGUAAUGCUACUCUAUCAAGAUAAAUGUUAUUACGUGUAUGAUUACACUUAAUUCACAAACAUGAAGGACAGAAAAAAAUUGUGUUCUACAGUCUUCUAUGUUUUUAUAUUUUUAUUUUUUUUAUCAAUGUUUCUUUUCUUUUUGUCACACUUAAACCUCUUAUAGCUCCAAUCAGCGUUGGGCAAAAAUUUAUUGUCUUCGAGUUUCCUCGUGCCAUAUUUUUUAAACCAAUGGUCAUCCUUUCUUCGUUUGUACAUACUGCAGAAGGGUCUUAUUAACAAAAUGUACAAAAGUUCCACAAAGCUGAGAAUGCUAGCACCUAGGAAUAAACCGCCUGUUCCUCCAGUUGAUACUGAAAGAAAUGAAAUUAUAGCCUAUUUGCUCAAAUAUCCAUAAACCCAUAUCUUAUAAAUACAAACAAUAAUAUACGUGUAUAUAAGGGCUCCUCACUCUUAUUUUACUUUUUACUAUUUUUUAUUUUUUUACUAUUUAUCCCCAAAGCCAAAGAUCUGAAAUUUAUUUAUUAUAUCGGACAUCUGACUUUGAGACCUUGACCGUAUGUAAUUUCAAAGUAAGAAGCAAUAACAGAGAGACAGAUAUUGUGAAAUAUAUAAUACAAUACGUACCCACUAAAUCUAGCACUCCACGCACAACGUUCCUCUUGUACCUCUCGCUUGGCAACAUUGCAAGACCUACCUCAACAGUGGCAAAAUUCUCAGAUAUGCUUGUCUUGAAGUCUUUCACCGUGGUUAUUUCUGCUUCUGUGCACGAUGGUAAACAAUUACAGUAUAAACCGGAACGCAAUGACCAUUCAGCUUUUAGAACCUGGGAAUAAAAAUAAAAAUUGCAGAAGAAUCCUAUUUUAGUCAGCUUGCAU